Messenger RNA from Recurvomyces mirabilis, 1143 nucleotides. RefSeq lists its product as uncharacterized. Bases 1 to 1143 code for a protein of 380 amino acids. The transcript has 2 exons. The record is from RefSeq and is a predicted model, not a curated record. NCBI's taxonomy places the organism in Eukaryota, Fungi, Ascomycota, Dothideomycetes, Mycosphaerellales, Teratosphaeriaceae.
AUGAGGUCGCGGGUCAACCCCACGCAGCCGGCUACGCAGUCCAAGCUCUUCCUCAGCAAGGCCAAAGCUUUCGUGGUGUCAAUUGUGAGAAGGAAGACGGUGGCGAGGGCAGAGGCGUUGGCGAAUGCGAGAGGCCAUAGCCAAGGACUUGACCAUGAAACCAAGACCUCGUAUACGAACACCGUUGAGCGAGCGAUUAGUGAGCAGAGCGAGAAGCUGCAGCGCAAGGCGCUUUCAGGCGGCGUGGUGAAGAAGGUUUCAUCGAGACGGAGCUUGAACAGGCAAGAUCUAAAGCAAGCUACCGUCACACGCGCUUAUCCCCAGGUGGAAUUGGACCGAUCACUUCGCAAGCCUGCGGUCUCAAAACCGGUGGGUGAAUCCGAUGAUCUCGACAUCGAUAACCAAGGGCCAGACUCGUUUGCGUCGAGCUUCAGGGCCAGGGUGGAUGAAUUCGUCGCUGAAAUUGGUCAUCUUGAUGUAGCGAAUGCGAUGGAGCUUGACCGAACCUGGAACAACAACGGGCCUAAGCAUCGGUCUGGGUCGUCGUUGAAACAUCUGCCUCGCGACCGGCUGGAGCCUGACGCUAGGGCCAGAUCCACCAGCUUCAUCAGCGUCGUCCUUCAAAGACAUUCGGAGGAUAGCCACAUGAGUGAUGCGGAUGACGAGAGCUUCUCGCCGCAACGCGAUGGCGCAGCAGCUCGUGGUUCUCGCGGCAGCAAGUUCCACGGCGUCUUCAGCGGUGAGAGGCAGCAGUAUCGCGAUAGCGAUGUCGACGUUGACGAGCUGGCUGAGGACGAGGCUAUCUCGAUGGACUUCAAGUGGUUCAAGACACGUCGGGCUUUCAGGUUUCGUUGGGUUGAGGCUACUCCUAACCGGACGUUUGUACCUCGUCCUACGGAUCACUACGAGACUCCGCCGCCGGCUCAGGACGCCAGUCCUCCACCAUCUGUUCCUCAUCCUACCGCUCAGUUUUUCACUCCUCCACCAGCUCAACCUUUCACUGCGCCGCCAGCUUUCGAUUUCCCGACGGCGGCUACUGCGACUCCGUUCCAACCUCCUCAGGUCGCCAGCCCAUCUCCACCACAACCAGCAAUGCUCAAUAUCGCGGCUGAGUUUACCGUUCGCUGCAAAUGGCACUACUAA